AUGUCUAAAAAAAUCUUUGAUAAUUACUUCGAAAAUUUGGAUAAAAUACCCUCAUUAAAUGGAGAAAUUACAAACUUGCAGGCUAAAUUAAUAAAUGAAUUUGAUAAACUUAAAGAGUUAGAUUCUACUAGCCCCAAAUAUGAAGAACUUUGUCUAGAUAUUAAAACUGAUAAUAUAAUACUUGAAAAAAUAUACUUUUUCGUUAAUAUUAACACCAUUGAAGGAGAUAAAUAUAUCGAAGAAAAGUUUAAUCUCACAUAUAAUAUAACUAAAUACCUCCUAGAAAUAAAGAAAA
Dentiscutata erythropus is the source of this 295-nucleotide messenger RNA. The record is from the annotation of a GenBank genome assembly. Lineage: Eukaryota; Fungi; Glomeromycota; Glomeromycetes; Diversisporales; Gigasporaceae.